AUGGCAGAAAAUAAGAAUGUGUCUUUUCCUCAUUCUUCUGGUUCUUCUCUUCAUACUCCGACCAGUCCAUAUAAUUUUGAUCAAAAUUCAGUUGCAUUGAGCCCGAGUAUAGAUGAUAAUCAUGAGAUGUCAUUGGGGUUGGAGUUUUCUUCAUGUAAUUGGAUAAAUAAUGUAGGGUCGGAGCAACUACCAACGAUGGAAGAGACUAGUUUGAGAAGGGUGAAUCAUAGUUUAUCAUUAACAAAUCCCAACGGUAACUUUGAAACUACACAAUAUUACCCUUCUUUCCCUCAAUUUAAUGUUCUCAAUGAUAAUUUUGAAACUCCACAAUUUUACCAUCCUGCUUAUACUCAAUUUAAUGAUCCCAACAAUAACUACAACAACAUGGGUGAUGCUUUUCUUUGUUCUCCUUCUACUCUUUCAACAACCCAUAACUCAUCUAAUGAUUCUAUUAGAUAUAACAAUGGUUUUCUCUCUGACGUCGUCAAUUCCAACUCCACUAAAACAACCAUGACAUUUGAAAACGGUUGUUCUUUUGACUCCAAUUUGAAUAAUCCUUCUCUCUUUCAUGAUCCUCAAACAUCACAUUUUUGCUCUCCUUCCACUUUUUCAAUGACUCAUAAUAAUGGUCAAUUUGCUGACUCCACUAGUUAUACUGGUUUGCUUUCUGACAUCCCUACCCAAAUGAUUAGACCACAUGUUCCAACAAUAUCUUUGUCAACGACAAAUUUGUUGCCAUCGUCAUCAUUACCGCCACAACCGCUAUUGUCGCAAAACUCAUUGAAGAUAAGAAACAACUCCACAAAUUGGAGCAUAAGGGAGCACAAAUUAUUUCUAGCGGGGAUGCAACUUUUAGGCCAAGGUGCAUGGAAAAAAAUUGCAAACUACGUGGUGAUUACAAAAACACACACACAAGUGGCUAGUCAUGCACAAAAGUAUUUUCUUCGUCAGACCUCACCAAAGCAUAAGAGAACAAGUAUUCAUGAUAUCACCACUGCCGAGCCUGAAUUUUUUGCUUUAGCGGAAGCACGUAUAGCGCAACACAUGAAGCGUCUCAACAACAAGGAUCAAUGA
Molecule: messenger RNA, 1074 nt
Organism: Cucumis sativus (cucumber)
Lineage: Eukaryota; Viridiplantae; Streptophyta; Magnoliopsida; Cucurbitales; Cucurbitaceae
Product: myb-like protein J
Exons: 2
Coding region: 1-1074 (357 amino acids)
Molecular function (GO): DNA binding
Source: RefSeq, a predicted model, not a curated record